AUGGCGUUAACACAGGUGUUUGGGGGUUUGAUUGCCAAAUACAUGAUCGAUUAUGGGUUGACGAGUCAGCCAGAUCAAAUUUUACAGAAAGUUGAGGAGGUCAGUAAAAAUAUUGAGCAAUAUGAAUCUUCUUUUUUUAAAUCUCUAUAUAAAAGAAAACAGCCUUUCUCUCUUCCUUCGCUCAUUAAUAUCUUGACACUCAUUCUCGUUCUAUAUAUAUCCUUGAUCAUAGUCAACAGAGCCACUCGCAUUGCAUUAGCACUCUUCAGAACAUUAGCUACUAUCUCCUUCUUCUUGCUAAUGGUCUGUGUCGGUGUCUACUGGUUCCUAAAUGGUCAAUGA
Messenger RNA from Schizosaccharomyces octosporus yFS286, 342 nucleotides. Its product is annotated as nuclear membrane organization protein Apq12. The record is from RefSeq and is a predicted model, not a curated record. The transcript has a single exon. Lineage: Eukaryota; Fungi; Ascomycota; Schizosaccharomycetes; Schizosaccharomycetales; Schizosaccharomycetaceae. Bases 1 to 342 code for a protein of 113 amino acids.